AUGGUAUCCAAACCCGCAGCUCCACUUGUCUCCGGCCCAGGGACAGGCCCGUCCAAAGCCGAAGACGACACGGCCAUCUUUAGCCUUCGGCAUAUCCAGGUCUUGUGGUCUUGGGCUGCACGCCCAAAGACUAAAACGUUGUAUCCUCCCAUCUCUUCUAUUCCUCAAACCUCAGCCGCCCGACUCUCCGAACCCGAUGUAUCCCCCGACCCGUGUCCAAGCAAACCGAUCCUUGCGAAGUCGUUCCAUCAAUAUGCGCGAGCAAAGCCCAAGACGGUCCUGUACCUCGCCUAUGGCUCCAACAUGUGCGCCGAGACAUUUCUCGGCAUGCGCGGCAUUCGUCCGCUGAGCCAGGUCAAUGUUUCAGCGCCCUCGCUGGACUUGACCUUCGACUUGCCCGGUAUACCCUACCGUGAGCCAUGCUUUGCCAAUACGGCGCUGCGCAAGAUCCCAGGCAAUCCCCCGAAGCUGCCGCCAGAUAUCCAGAAUCCCCCGUUCAAGCCACCAACCACGCAGAAUGAAGUGGACGAGAACGAGGACCGGCUGGCACACCGCGGCCCUGUCUGGAACAAGGGUCUCUACGGAGUAGUCUACGAGGUCACAUCCGAAGACUACGCGAAAAUCGUCGCAACCGAGGGCGGCGGCGCAAGCUAUCACGACAUCCUGGUACCAUGCAUCGUCCUCCCGCCGAGCGUGCGCGUGCCGGAGAAGCCAACCAUCCCCGUCCCUCCACGCCCUUUCCUCGCGCAUACCCUCUACGCGCCACGCCUUCCCGACCUUCCGGACGACGGCGACGACAAUCAUGGUACUCCACACUUUCCCAACUGGAAGAAGAGCGCAAAGCACGACGGCGAUGACGACCGAAAGAAGCCAUGGCCCAUCCUCCCCCGCUGGCUCCGAAACCUCUUCUUCCACCGCACCCACCGCCCCUCGCCCGAUUACGCUCAGCCAUCAGCGCGGUAUCUCAAACUCCUCCGCGACGGCGCGCGCGAGCACGAGCUGCCGGCCGACUACCAAGCCUACCUGGGCGCACUACAGCCCUACACAGCCACGACGCGCAGACAGAAGCUGGGGCAGGUGCUCUUCCUCGGUUUCUGGUUCCCCAUCAUUAUCGGGAUGAUUAUGGGCGGCCGGUUGUUCGCAGAUAAGCAAGGGAGAUCACCCCCAUGGCUUGUGGCUAUCUCGACGGCGGUGAUGAACAUGGUUUGGCUGAGCUAUGACGCCGUGGGGAAGAGGCUCUUUGGGGAUGGAGAGAGGACUAUUGAGGAGGGAGAUGCUGGAAGUAUGACCAGGACAAAGAGGAGGAGGUCGAGUUAUGCGGAUGUGUUGCGCGGGAAGGAGGAGAUUGCGGAUGAGGAGAAAAGGGGUCUGCUGAAUGGCUAUCGAUGA
Chaetomium strumarium is the source of this 1389-nucleotide messenger RNA. RefSeq lists its product as uncharacterized. The transcript has a single exon. The record is from RefSeq and is a predicted model, not a curated record. The coding region runs from base 1 to 1389 and encodes 462 amino acids. NCBI's taxonomy places the organism in Eukaryota, Fungi, Ascomycota, Sordariomycetes, Sordariales, Chaetomiaceae. Gene Ontology annotation, molecular function: gamma-glutamylcyclotransferase activity.